AUGGAUAUCAAGACAACCUUUGUGUUUUUUCUCAGCGCCUGCCUGUAUGCAUCUGCCACCAGGUCCCAGACUGGAGUAAAGAACGUUUCAGUGGACAAUGUCACCUUGUCCGACGGUAAAUUCGUAGUACAGCAGAUUUGUAGCUCGGCUGCUGCUGCCAAUGAAAUCACUUCCCUAAAGAAAGAAGUUAAGCAGUUGAAAGAGGUACUGCUUCAUCGAUUAGACGAGCUGUUAAGGCUACUUGGUAAGACAACAAUAACGUCCUUAGUAAUCAAUGAUUUACCUCUCUCAAUCCGUGAUUUGUGACAUUGUUUUGGGAAACCUGUAAGUAGUCUUCUACGCAUCCGUGUUUUGUGUCUUCAACGCUUAGGCGGCGCAAUUAAGUAGUGGAAACCAAGAAUGAAAAAAAAUUGGUUUAAUCGUCUCAACGCAGUUCCAGACUACAGGAUAGGAAAACGUCUUUAAUCUAGAGCUAGAUGAAUGUCUUUGAGAGAAAGAUAGUAUCUAAAGAUCAUUUCCUAUCAGUCAGGAGCACCCAACGGCAAUUUUCGGAAAAUAUCUGUUCGGAAGACGAUUUGAGAUCUAGAAUUUUCGGAACAUUUGUUGUAAAAUUUCUUGCUUGCCUGCCUCUCCUAGGAUUUUCGAACAUCUACAAAAUGGUAUAAUUAACCAUUUUUAAAGGAUUUUUACCCAUAAAAAGGCCACCUAGAAUUUUCGGGAGCCUUUUCCUGGCUGAAAUUUUCGAAAAGGUAAGUUUUGAUCCCUAUAAUUUUCGGAUCACUAGACUUUCAGCUAGGAAAUCAGAACAGAUGAAAAGUUUUUAGGGGAUAAAAAUAUGCCUAUAUCUACCGUUUAAAUACUAAAAUACGUUCAACAAUGCUGUGUUAAGUGGUUUUGAACUAUAUCCUUGUUGGGUGCCCCUGAUCAGUAACCUCUUUUGCAAAGUUCAUUGAACGGAUAAGAAUAAACAACGGACCAGUAUUAUGCAAUGAUUGGCUUUCCAGGAUGCUAAUUUGCCUUCACCUGAUUCACUAAGUAAUGUUCAACGUCAUUUUUUUCAGACCGUCCAUUCGAAACGAAUUCAAGCUACUCGUCAAAGAAAGUAAAUUUACCUUUACAAAGCAUGUUGCCAGUAACGAAUCACUACCGAAUACCCUUUAAGAAGAUCUACAUUCCUGCAUUCCAAAGUUAACACUGAGUAAUCAAGAUGUUUAUUGUAUCGAAUUUUGACUUUCGAAUCUUUUACCUCUCUUCAAUAUGAUUAUUUUGUAAAUGAAAAUAUGUACAGUUGAACCUCUAUCAAUCAGCUACCCUCUAUAGCUAUUGAGUGGCCGAUAGUCCAAGUCCCGAAAAAUUUGUAGUGAGAAAAGAAUUGGAAAUUUAAAAACCUUUAUCAAGCGGCCACCUCAAUUAGCGAAAGUUCUCUCAUUGUUUUCACCUCUGUUAAGAGGCCAUCAAGCGCUUGAUACAUUUAAUUUGGCUUUAUUUCAAAAAUAGAGUAGAGUAAAAUACAGUCGGAGAUAGAAGGUGACCGAUUGUGGACCAGUAAUGCUGCAUCAUUGUCGUCGUCGUCGUCCUCAUCAUCAUCAUCAUUAUCAGGGACCUUAAGCAAGGUUCGACAAAGACUGUACUGAAAACGUCGGUAAAGAAAUGAAUCUGUGUUCUUUCAAACUUAAUUCCAUCUAUUUGGGCCCGCUCAAUAUGUCAAAUGCAGGCGACUUUUCCUGGAGUUGAAUUCUUAAGGAUUUUUUUUUAUUCAGGUUCAAAAAGAGAAAACUUACCAAAAUUGUAGUUUGUAAAUUGUGAGAACUAAACGGUUUGCAGAAGGCUUCCUCAAGUCGUUGGCUACUUCCAAUUCCGAUAAACUAAGUGGAGGAGGUGGAAAUUUAGUGUCGAAAUUAAAUAUCGGGCGCUUUCCAUUUAGUCAAAAUUUCCGGAAUUUCCGGUUCGGUGGUAAAUGGAACACGUUUCGUCGGUUCGUCCCACUGGAAAAUUCCCAGAGAAAGUGGAAAAUCUAAAAAGGUGGUCCCGUUUCCCUGUUGGAAUUUCCGAACGGAAUGUCGUGUUCUAUUUACGUUUCUCGUAGUUUGUACCAGUUCCAGGUCCACUGUCGGGCACCGCUAUUUACCGGGGUUUACGACCAAAUGGAACAACUUUUUACCAAUUGGAAAUUCCACUUUUGCUACCACCGAAAUUUCCGGGUUUUUUUCCUAAAUGGAAAGCGCCCAUCCUAAAAUAUGCCCUACCCGUUUUAUGUCAAGGAUGUUUUUCACAGCAAAAGUAAACAAAUCCGUCUAGGCAGCUCUCUCUCGGUCGUGAUUCUGAAAAGCUAUUUUGUUUUAAUAACGAUCCUCUUUCGUAACAUGAUCCAGAGAAGCAAAGCAAAAAUAACCUGCCCGACUAGCAUACAGGGACCACCUCCCACUCAGCUUAAACUGACUAUUUUUUACGUUCUCUAAAAUUCCACUACGUUUGACUACCCUGUGUACGUUUCUCCUUCAUAUUUCACACCGGAUAUUCCGUUGGAACGGGGGAUCAACGAAUGGGGAAUGUAUAAAGCGUGAAUCUUUCAAAUGGGGAAUCUUUACAAAAACGAGGAAUCUUUAAAAUUGGGAAAAGCCUUUAAACUUUAAUCUUUAAAAGUGGAAAACCUCUCCAUCUUACAUGAAUUCAGUAAAGUUAAAAGCGGCCUUUUGUAAAGAAAUAUUUGAGAACCAAAUCUAGUGAAUAAAUCAAACAAAUUGUGGUAAUUUUAAAAAAUCUCCCUUUUAUCGCAGGCAAAGAUGAAUCCACAUCAGGCCAGUGGGACUUGUUUAAUGGUAGGUUGAUCCGCUGUACGUUAAGUACUGAAUCUAAGAACUAUUGAUUAAGGGUUCCAUACUGGAAGUGAAGUGCGGCCCAAUGUAGAAUGAUCAAGGGGUUGGAACGGUAGUAAAUAAUCGAUUGUAUCUCGGUUUAGGAUAUCAGAUGGUCUUCAAGGUCUUAGAUUUUAGUCUCGUCACGCAAAGCUAGGAGCAUUUCGUGACGAGACAAAAGAGAGACUAUGAUGUAUAAAAUACAAAAUGCACGAUUUUGAAGUUGAGUUAUAUUGUACUUUUUAAGCUUGUUAUUAACUUUAGCUUUAUCUUGAUGUGUGACUAUAAUUCAACUUGAACUACUUGCAAAAUAAGAUAUCACGUCUUUGCCACAUUCGACGCACGUAUAGAAAUGUAAAAUGUAAAAAUAAACAUGUUUUAAAAUCCACGAAAUAUAAUUCGCUCUUCAAGCCCGCGUCAGUCAAUAAUUUUUUAUUUCAUGUAAGAUGCACCAAAAUAGUCUGCGUUUUCGCCAGUGUCAUGUAAGCCAACAUGGUGUAUUCUAUUUCACGUGGUCACCUGCGACUACCGCGCGUGGAACGCGGGAAUAAUUCCAUUCGUUCUUAGAGUUCAUCAACGAGCCUUCCGGUACUUGAUCUAUCCUAACAUUCUCCGAUAUCUGCCUCAACAUGGCGUCGUUGGAGUAAGAACCGGUAACGUUCAUUUCAAAUUUCUGUAUUUCACUGUUGUGUUUCUCUUUACAGUGCUUCCAUAAAGAAGGCUGAUCUCUCUUUCUUUUUGGCCAGUAACUUCAUGUGUUCUUUUCCUCUAGUAUACGCGCUCCUUGAUGUUUCUCCGAUAUAAAUGUCAUUACACUCAGCACAUUUUAUGUUAUAAGUCUCGCUCUGUCUGUCACACGGUCCUUUUCUAUCUUCUCUACACACGGGGCAAUCCCCUCUUUCAGACGGAUCAGAUCUCUGAUAAAAUGAAAUGCAUACUCCAAAAUCAAUAAGGAUUGUUAUUGACAAAUACACAACAAAGCCAUAUUUUAAAAAAAACUUUCAGAAAGCAUCUUCGAUUUAGUGAAUUGUCAGUGAAUUGUACAUAUUCAUUUCUGUUGUAUUCAUUCUUUUACUUUUACUUCUUUUUCGGCGCCUCCUUGCUGCGUUCACCUCGUUAGAAAAAGUAGUGAACUACAACAGGAAGGUUGUCUGCUAAAAAUGAUUCUGCUGAGUUGAUUAUUUAGGGAGCUUUGAAACUAAUUGUCUUCUCGUAGCUGUGCUAAAUUGUCUCAUCGAUUGUGUUCUUGAUCCACAACGAUCAGCACAGCUAAUAACUGGCCGGGCUCAUGGACAGAAAGUGCUGCGAAACACAUGAAAGAACAAUGUCUUCCCCUCGAAUCCUCACUUAAACGUUCGCUGCCUUUCCAAAAUACUUAACUUUACAACUGACAUGACAAGCAAAUGAGUAACUUAAGCUUACAUGCUGCUUACACGAAAGCUUACGCUGAAAACCUGUCGGUAAAUCGUGCGUGGUAUACUCACAAAUUGGGUGCUACGCGGCGGGGACUGGGAACUGGUGAAACAGCGAAACAAACUUCCAAACUUCCAAACGAACUUCCCAACAAAUCGAGUUCUUAGACGCUUUCAAGACAAAAAUAGGUAGCAAGAGAAGGUAGCUACCGUGUGCGGGCCGUAAUAUCCUUAACAGCCCUACUGCCGGACCUCAUUAAACAGAUAUCCGAUUCUCAAACGAUAUAGCAAAUGCUUAUGAUUCGCUUCAUAAUUUCAUCGAUCGUAAAGCAUUUUACGAGGGUCUGAAUGGGGUUUAGUGUUUAGUGUUAUUUGCCCUUAAUUUUUAGUGUUUGCUGUUAAAUUGGCCAAUUUUUUUAAUGUUUACUGUUUCCGAAGAAAAUACUUUUCGUAAUAGUGUUUGGAGGGUUCUUCGGACAUCGUCGGCAAUGGUCGGACCUCUUCGUUAGACUUCGGAAAUCUUUGACACUGUUCGGGAAUCGUCGGUAGCCUCCUUGAUAUACUAAACAGAAUAAUAUUGGCCUUUUUAAAGCCGUUUUUGCUUCCUUCUGGAAAAAAUAUACUGUUUUAAAGAAUUUUUUACUGUUAGUGUUAAAAUGCCUAAAAUUUAAGUGUUUCGUGUUACAAAGCCAAUUGAAAAAUGAAGUGUUUAAUGUUAUCGAGGUAUACUCCCAUUCAGAUCCUCUUUUGCGAGCAGACGCAUCAACUCUUAUUAUUGUUCCACUAUUAUGUCCUUUUACCAUAUAAGGUCAAGAGAACAAGCAAAAUACGCCGCCGUAAUACACCGUAGUGUCUUGGUUUAACCGGUUUACAACGGGGCGAAUACCAGCGGAUGCAAAAGGAGCAACUGUGGCUGACAGAAUCAGGAUGUUUUGGAUACUCUCAUUAGAAAAUAGAAGCCAAAAUACCAUUUUUCUUUUGCAGUAAAAUAAUUAACCUCUCAUUCAAUGGUUUGGCAUAUAAUACGCGCGAACAUUUUGCUAAUUGUUAACGUCAUUCUCACAGACAGAAUUAGGAUGUCUCUGAAUACUCUUACCAAAAAAUAGAAGCCAAUUGUCAGAUCAUUUUUUUUGUAGUGGAAUAAAGAUAAUUUUUUUUUUGUAGUGGAAUAAUAAACCUCUUAUUCGUAUUUUUCCUCGCCCCUGCGGGGCUCGGAAAAAUACCACGCAACUCGCAAAAUAUCCGCACGUAUUAUAUGCUAAACCAUCCAAUAAGGUGUAUGUAUUUACUCUCGUGAGCUAAUUAUUGUUACAUGAUUUGCAUGAAUUACUACUAUAAAUACGAAAGAAAAGAACACACACCUUAUUAAGCACUUAUAAGAGCCCAGAAGUAACUGAUCAGAAGUGACUUAGGCCUAGGCCAACGUCGAACUACAAAAACUUGGUAAGUUAAGUUCAUGAAAAGUUCGACGUCUGGCUCAGUUACGUUCGUCUGAACGGGUUUGGAUCGUCCAACACGUUCUAUCCGCCUGCUUCAGACGGAUAGAAUUAACGUCUGAAGACAGGGGCACCCAACGAGGGAAUGUUUCCAAAUACGUUAGAAGUGUCUCAGAUGGUUUGCUCUAUGCUUUAGAAGACUGUUUGGUUAAUUUGGAGUUGCCCCAAAAACUUUUUAUCUGUUCGGAUGUUUUAGGGGAACUUUGGUCGUCACAAAAGUUUUACGUGGCUUUUUCGUCUCAUCCGAAAGUGUUCGCUACCCAUGAGUCUCGUCGAAAGUUUGAGGACGUGAAGUAGCCUUGCUUUCAUUAGAAAAUUAUAGGGAACGUUUUGUUUUUAUACCGAAAGUUUUAGGAGACCUUUUUAAAAUAAUAAUCGCAAUAUCUUGGUAUUAAAAUGUGAAUAACACAACCUCCGAAAAUCGUAGUUAAGCUAUCAGAAAACCUCCGAAUAUCUGAGACGAAUUGAAUGGUUAUCCAGACAUUUUUAGCUCGUCUCAAGCUUUAGAAAUUUCUAGGCAGCAUUUGCUCCUUCGAACCGUUAAGAAAGAAAAAGUCGCUGGGUGCCCCUGUGAAGAUCGUCUCCGGGACAAACUGAUGUCGAUCUUAACAUGCGACGAACUGAACUAAUGCAUUGAAAAUUUGUAUAAUAAUGUUUAUUUAGCCUCGUCUGGGAGAACGUCUAUUACCAAUCUGAUUCAGACGAUUAGUUCGAAGCGUCCUAAGUUCGACGUCUGACCCAACAAACGAUCUUAACUUAAUUUAGGUUGACCCAAAUUAGAGUUUGGUUCGUCUCAUGAAAAGUUCGACGUUUGGCCUGGGCUUCAGUCUUUUACAAUUGUUUGUAAUUUUUCAGUGUUAUUCUACGAUGAGGUGUGGUUUCUUAUCAUGCCUAUUUCUCUCUGAUCUUUGACUUGCUACAUAGUUUAAGAGACAUCAGUAACCCCUUUUUAAUAUUUCAUUCCUUUUAUCUUUUUUAAUUUAUUUUAUACUUGCGUUUCUUUUUUUGCGGGGUUUAAAGCCUUUAAGGUCACUCGACCCAGUUUUUUUGGGGGGUACCAUCCUACUUUGAAGCUCUCUGGUAUCCCCACCUUUACUCUUAUAGUAAGUAUAACACAUAGAAUGGAUAACAUAUAGAUCAAUCUACAAUAUAACAAAAUUUUUGGCGAUCGGAGUAAAUGUCACAUGGUUAUAAUGCCACGCCCCUUUGAGGUCUGAGUCGAAAAUCUGCUGUUGCCGGCAUUUUUUCGUGAAAAUCUCUCGGCUACACAUAGUGCGCAUUAGUGCCUUGCGCUGAAUAGAGUUUCACCAAAAUCGCAAAGACCCAAUUCGAGAAAUUCAGCGGUUUCCAAAUUUAGGUCAUAAUUUAUGCGAAAAUGAUAAGCAAACUUUACACGGAUUAUAUCUAAUAGACUAUGAGAUUCAUCUCUUUAUUUUGCGCAUCGUUACAACAGAUGGGUCCUUGCAAGUCAGCAAAACAAUUUAGGGCCUUGUAAAUGCGCGCGAUUUCGAGCAAAGCAAACAUAUAGAAAUUAUAGUUUUCGCUAUUUGUUGACGUUUGUCAGCGUUUAAGAGUCAAUCUCACGAAAAAAGCAUUUUCUUAAAAAUUCGUAGUUUUUUUUCCUUCAAAUUUUUUCAGGGCCACAAUUGAUUAACUAACUACCCGGACUCUGAAUUUCAUGGUCAUUGAAAAACUGUGACAUUACCUUCUAUAAGCCCAGACUUGAGUAAACAUUGAAGAUUUUUAGCGUUUUGGCUGAGUUUGUGCUUUGGGAGUUGUCUAUUGUUUCUAGUCUGUCAUGAUACAGCAUUCUUGUUCAGCACGCGUGCAAUGACCACGCUUGGCUGAACCUGGAAACCGCUGAAUUUCUCGAAUUGGGUCUUUGCGAUUUUGGUGAAACUCUGUUCAGCGCAAGGCACUAAUGCGCACUAUGUGUAGCCGAGAGAUUUUCACGAAAAAAUGCCGGCAACAGCAGAUUUUCGACUCAGACCUCAAACGGGCGUGGCAUUAUAACCCUGUGACAGUUACUCCGAUCGCCAAAAAUUUUAUGUUAUAUUGUAGAUUGAUCUACAUGUUAUCCAUUCUGUGUUACACUUACGAUAAAAGUAAAGGUGGGGAUACCAGAGAGCUUCAAAGUAGGAUGGUACCCUCCCAAAAAAACUGGGUCGAGUCUCCUUAACCACCGUCCGCUGAAACUGCGAGAUAAUUCUUUUCAGGUCUCCUUUCUUUCUGGCGGCUCAACGGUAUGGACGGUCAAGUCAGGUAAGAAAAUUAAUGAAAUAAUGAAUCAAACUGCGUAGUUUUUCCUUGUGUGUUCUGCUACAAACACAAUGCAACUCUUUGAGAUGGCAGUAAUCGGUGGACGUGCUGUUUUCUAAAUAUCCGACAGUAGUGGGUUCGGGACUACGUUUUUAUAUGAAAUUCAUCCUACGCAUGAUCACGAAAAAAACUCGCGUUAAUUUAAGUCACGUUAAAGUAAACGUUAAUUUCCGCGCCAUUAAUUUCAUUAUUUUGGCCCAAAAUUCUUGAUGCACUCAAGACAUUUUUAACACCUUAGGAAAGACAAGUAUUUUGUCGGGGUGGGGAUCCAACUGUGACGAACCCUCCAAGUGGCCAGAUUUCUUCGCUUGACUCCAUUCGUACGUUUAGGGAAAGUACCACAGAGAAAGUUUUCAUUUCGGAUUAUACGUUUAUGCCAUUUUACAGCUUAAAGGGAUCUGCAAGAUACGAGAAGCAAGAUGGAAGAAUAGCUCUGUAUUUAGACGGAAGUAGUGGGGCGUUCGCGGAGACUCCGUCUCUUCCCAUCCAUCGCACAAGCCUGACAAUCGCCGUAUGGAUCAAAAUGAAGAGCUCGGGUGCACAAUAUGCAGUUUAUGGCGACUGGUCUUCUCCUUGGUCAUUUCGAUUGUAUAUUGACCCGAGCGGUCACUUUUGUGCCGAUGCGAGAAAAACAAUUGCAAAAAAUAUUUUUGGGUUUUGUACAAGGUAGGUAUCUUCACAUUUUCUUAGUAUUUUUAUGAAUGUCGAUAGUCAUUCGUCCCAUUAAAGGGAAUCCAAGACAGUCUUGGAUUCUGGAUUCCACGUCGUGAAUUGCGGAUACCAGGUACUGGAUCCCAGUCUUUGUCAGUGAAACUUGGAUUCUGGGUUUCAUUCGUUACUGGGAUUCCGGAUUCUUUGAACUUUACUCCAGAUUCCAGAGCCCAGGAUUCCAGAUUUCUCAAGCAAAAUUUUCCCGGAUUCCGGAUUCCAAAAAGCAAACAUUUCUCGCAUUUCGGAAUCCGGAUCCCUUACACUAUGGGGCGAAGUCAUCUCAUUCAUCUGGAUGAAUAGCUUAUAAACAAGUGUAACUUUUGAUCUGAAGUAAAUUGAUGUCGACAAACCGUUGUUGAUUUUAAUUUAUUGGCUUCCCAUACUUAAUGAAUAUUUCAAACAAGUAUGGAUUUAGACGGCCAACGUAAACAACAGCACGUUAAAGACCUUGAAGUUUAGUUUCGAUAGAAGUGAUGUUUUGUUGAAAAAGUUCACCAUCUUGGAUACGCCAUUUUGAUUUAUUCAAAUCAUGUGACAAAUUCACUCAUAGUCAAAUAGAUCGAGAUGGAAAAUGAGCUAAAAACGUUUAUGCCACUCAACAAUCCCCACUCAUACAUUGCAGAGAUGCUGUUGUAGUUAACAAGUGGACUCACGUGGCAAUGACUUGGGGACGUACACAAGGUACCGUGAGGCUUUUCAUGAACGGAGAGAUGAAUGUCAGUAAGAACGUAACAAGCAACUCGAAGGACUUCAUGAAUUCAGGCCAUUCAGUGUUCGAUAUUGGCUUAAAGAGAGAUAGCAGAACCACAGCACAUGCCUACUUCAGUGACCUCAUGGUGUUUAGCCGCGAGCUGCGAUUUUCACCCAUUAAAAAUGUGAAUGAGAUAAAAGAAUAUCUUGUUCUUAAACACCCACUGUCAAAAGAUUCUGUGGGGACUGUGGGGGCCUCAUAGGUACAAGAAUUUUUUUAUUCUUGGGACUUUAAUCCCUUAUAAGCAUUUCACUGAAUUUAAUACGAGCAACAAUACUUGAUUCAAGAAAUAAUGGAUUAAUGAAUUAAUGAAUUAAACGUUUCUAUGGUUACUGCUCACGUGACUCUCUAGUAGCCAAUUAAAAAAUCACAAGAGAUCAUAAUAGGCUCUAGAAAAUCAAUAUACUUUGCAGAAAUUGAAUAGCUUGUCCGAUUUGAAUUAUCACAUUUUAUUUUUGUGACGUCACAACAGAUGAUAUCACAAAAUAGAUUUUUUGGUCAUGCGCAGCACUAAUCCAAACAAUGAAUAAUUUGCUACAAUGAUUUAAGAGAAAUACAAUAGUGAAAGUCUCAGCUCAUAAUAUUCUAUAGUUUAAGAGAUAUAGGCAACAUGCCAUGCAUAUUUCUAAAAAAAAAUUAGACAAUUUCUUGGCCGAUUUACUGUCAAACUGAGAAAACUGUGAACACCUAACAAAUUUCAGGAAUGUUGAUUGUGUACUGGCCAAUCACAAUAAAGUUCAGGACACGCGAGCAAACCUCAAAACCACAAACUAGUUACCGUUGCUGGUUGCGGUUUAGUUAUCUCGAGCCUUAUUAGCUUAUUUCUCGCAACACAAUAACAUGCCAUAAAUAUUUAUGGCGUUCCGGGUUUUGUGAGUUUCACAGUAAAGCACUUAUUUCCUCAGCGUGUAUAUUAAGUAACUUUUAAGCUUAGCGGACUCCAUCGUAUCAAUAAA
This is a messenger RNA of Porites lobata, 10500 nucleotides long. The record is from the annotation of a GenBank genome assembly. NCBI's taxonomy places the organism in Eukaryota, Metazoa, Cnidaria, Anthozoa, Scleractinia, Poritidae.